Messenger RNA from Arctia plantaginis, 3765 nucleotides. The record is from the annotation of a GenBank genome assembly. NCBI's taxonomy places the organism in Eukaryota, Metazoa, Arthropoda, Insecta, Lepidoptera, Erebidae.
AUGAAUACUAUACGAAAACUCACCUCUGUUACGACUUCAAAUUUUCGCAAGUUUUCUGUCUCUGCCUCGAAUAAUGCUACUUAUUCAUGUAAACUGCUUGUGAUAGGUGGAGGUAGUGGUGGAAUUACGAUAUCAUCCAAAUUUGUAAGAAGGCUCCCAGCAAAGGAUUCAGUUAUAGUUUUAGAACCCAGCAAGGAUCACUAUUACCAACCUCUGUUCACACUGGUAGCCGCCGGUGUCUGCGACCUGAAGCAGGCUCAUCGACGUGAACAAGACUUGAUGCCUGCGGGUGCCAAGUGGAUACAAGAUUACGCUGCCGACAUCAAUCCAAAAGACAAUUUUGUGACGACCAGGGAAGGACACAAAAUCAAUUAUGAAUACGUCGUCGUUGCUGUGGGAAUAAAGAUGGAGUAUGAGGAGAUACCUGGCAUGUUAGAAGCUCUUAAGGACCCUAACAGCGGUGUAUCGACGAUAUACACGCCUGACUACUGCCAGAAGACGUGGAAGGAUUUGCAGAACUUUAAAGGCGGCGAUGCCAUUUUCACGUUCCCACAUUGCGCGAUCAAAUGUCCCGGUGCGCCACAGAAGAUUGCUUAUUUAGCAGAAACUUAUUUUACGCAGAAAAACAUCCGCUCCAAAGCCAACAUAUCGUACACGACUUGCACGCCGGCAAUAUUUGGUGUAGAGAAGUACGCGAAAGAACUUGUGAAGGUGGCUGCGCGCAAGAACAUAAACGUGGACUAUAAGCUGAUACUGAAGGAGAUACGUCACGACAAGAAGGAGGCUGUGUUCCAGGGUUGCCAUGAUGAGAACAAUACGAUAACGAAACAGUACGACCUGCUCCAUGUGGUGCCGAACCAGCACCCUCCCGAAGUCGUCCGACGCAACAAGUUGAUCGCUGACGCUAAAGGGUACCUCGACGUGGACAUGUACACACUGCAGCACAACAAAUACCCCAACAUGUACGGUAUAGGCGACUGCACUAGUACGCCUAAUAGCAAGACUGCAGCUGCUAUUGCGAAGCAAUGCUACGUCUUGGAGCACAAUCUGCUUAGCACCAUGAAGAAGGAUUCUCCCAAAGAGAAGUAUGAUGGAUACGGCGCGUGUCCCCUCGUCACUUCUUUCAACACUUGUAUACUCGCCGAGUUCACCUAUGGCGGCGUGCCACAUGAAACUUUGCCUUUUGAUCAGUCAAAAGAAAGUGUUAUGGCGUUCUACAUGAAGAGGCACCUAUUUCCUUUCCUGUACUGGCAAUUUAUGCUCAAAGGUUACUACCAUGGACCCGAAUUUGUUAGAAAAAUUAUAAACCCCAUGGGCUGAUGUAAACUUCUUGUGGUAGGUGGAGGUAGUGGUGGAAUUACGAUAGCAUCGAAAUUUGUGAGGAGGCUUAGAGCAAAGGAUUCAGUUAUAGUUUUAGAACCGAGCAAGGAUCACUAUUACCAACCUCUGUUCACACUGGUAGGCGCCGGUGUCCGUGACCUAAAGCAGGCUCAUCGACGUGAACAAGACUUGAUGCCUGCGGGUGCCAAGUGGAUACAAGAUUACGCUGCCGACAUCAAUCCAAAAGACAAUUUUGUGAUGACCAGAGAAGGACACAAAAUCAAUUAUGAAUACGUCGUCGUUGCUGUGGGAAUAAAGAUGGAGUAUGAGGAGAUACCUGGCAUGUUAGAAACUCUCAAGGAUCCUAACAGCGGUGUAUCAACAAUAUACUCGCAAGACUACUGCCAGAAGACCUGGAAGGAUUUGCAGAACUUCAAAGGUGGCGAAGCCAUCUUCACGAUCCCAAAUUGUCCGAUCAAAUGUGCCGGUGCGCCACAGAAAAUUGCUUAUUUAGCAGACUCUUAUUUUACUAAGAAAAACAUCAGGUCCAAAGCUAAUAUAAGCUACGUCACCUGUGAGCCGACAAUGUUUAGUGUACAGAAGUACUCGAAAGAACUCGUGAAGGUGGCUGCGCGCAAGAACAUCCACGUGGACUAUAAGCUGAUACUGAAGGAGAUACGUCACGACAAGAAGGAGGCUGUGUUCCACGCGUGCCAUGACGAGGAUAAUACGAUAACAAAACAGUACGACCUGCUCCAUGUGGUGCCGAACCAGCACCCUCCCGAAGUUGUCCGAUACAACAGGUUGAUCGCUGACUCUGAAGGGUACCUCGACGUGGACAUGUACACACUGCAGCACAACAAAUACCCCAACAUGUACGGUAUAGGCGACUGCACUAGUACGCCUAAUAGCAAGACUGCAGCUGCUAUUGCGAAGCAAUGCUAUGUCUUAGAGUACAAUCUGCUUAGCACCAUGAAGAAGGAUUCUCCCAAAGAGAAGUACAAUGGAUACGGCGCGUGUCCCCUCGUCACUUCUUUCAACACUUGUAUACUAGCCGAGUUCACCUAUGGCGGCGUGCCACAUGAAACUUUGCCUUUUGAUCAGUCCAAAGAACGGGUGAUAGCAUUCUGCAUGAAGAUACACAUAUUUCCUUUCCUUUACUGGCACUUUAUGCUCAAAGGUUACUACCAUGGACCCGAAUUUAUUAGAAAAAUUAUAAACCCCAUGGGCUGAUGCAAGUUGUUGGUGGUUGGUGGAGGCACAGGCGGCUGCAACAUGGCGUGGCGUUUCAGUAGAAAGUUCAAGGACAUCAUCUUAUUAGAACCCUCCGAUGUUCACUACUACCAACCAGGAUUCACACUAGUGGCAGCUGGUAUAAGGCAGAUGAAAGACAUCCAAAGACCUCUAGAAUCGGUACUGCCUCCUAAUAUUAAAUGGAUUGAGGACUCCGCUGAAUGUUUCGAUCCUGGUCAAAAUACUGUAUACACCAGUAACGGCGCUACAAUAGUUUACGAGUUCAUGGUAGUCGCUGUAGGAUUAAAGAAUGACUACGAUAAGAUCUUGGGACUAAAGCAAGCGCUCGACGAUCCUUGCAGUAAAGUAUCAACAAUCUACUCUAAGGAUUACUGCUCAAAAACCUGGAGCAAUAUUAAUCAGUACAAAGGCGGCCAUGCCGUGUUCACGUACCCAGUAACGGAUGGCAAGUGCUCGGGUGCAGUAAUGAAGGUCAUGUUUUUGGCUCAUGACUACUGGCGACGGAUUCGUGAGAGCACUAGCAUAGCGUUUAACACGGCAGAGGAAUCAGUGUUCGUUGUGAAGAAGUACGCCACCGCGCUAACGAACCUUGCCUUAAAUCGUGAUAUUAUUAUCAACUACUGCACUGAUCUGGUGGAGGUCAGGCCUUCGGGGGCGCUAUUUCAAGGAGCAGGAGGCCAGAUAUUUUGUUUCCCAUACAACAUGCUGCACGUAACUCCUCCGAUGUCGCCUCCUGCCUGCCUCCGCACAUGCCAGCCCUUGGUCAACGAAGCAGGAUACCUCAAUGUCAAUAUGUAUACGCUUCAACACAACACAUUCUACAAUGUGUUUGGUUUAGGAGACUGUAUUGGCACGCCUAAUAGCAAAACUGCAGCUGCUAUAGGGCCACAAAGUUACGUAGUGGAGCGUAACCUGUCCAAAGCCAUGGCGCGACAGGUUCUAACGGCGAGAUAUAACGGCUACGGUGCUUGCCCUCUACUCACCUCGUACAAGAGAGGCAUACUCGCUGAAUACCUGUAUGAUAAGAAAGCUUACCAGACUUUCCCUAUUGAUCAGAGUAAAGAGAAUCGGAUAUUCUACCGCAUGCAAGUAAACAUAAUGCCUUCCGUGUAUUGGCGUUACUUGCUCCGAGGCAAGUUCAAUGGACCCGGCACUCUUGGAAAAAUUCUAAACCCUUGCAGAAAACGAUAA